Molecule: messenger RNA, 4103 nt
Organism: Physella acuta
Lineage: Eukaryota; Metazoa; Mollusca; Gastropoda; Physidae
Biological process (GO): protein modification process
Cellular component (GO): cytoplasm
Molecular function (GO): protein-L-isoaspartate (D-aspartate) O-methyltransferase activity
Source: RefSeq, a predicted model, not a curated record
UGUUGUUUUCAAUGUUUUGGUUUUGAGCUGCAACUAGUCUAGUUAUUACUGGCACUGCAUAUAAAUACAUCUCCCUGUUCGUUUAUUUCGGCAAAAAUAACGCAGCUAAAUGUUGCAUUUUCUUAAAAUAAUGAAAGAUUUACAGUACUUUUAAAUAUACGAUGUAUUAAUUAGAUCUUUAUGUUUUACAGCCAGUUAAACUUUCUCUACGCAGUUGAGUAAAUAAAAAAAAAAGGCCUCGUUCAAGCUUGACACUGACUGACAGAGUUGUUACUGAGCGCACAAGUACAAUACUAUGAUUGUUUUGGCUGGUGAUCGUGUAGUGAUAUGCGACGUUCUUUAUAAAACUAGGAUAUUAAACUGUUUUAGUAUUAAGUAUAUUUGAUGACAUUUUGUUGCGGCACUAUUAAAUUUAGUCGUUUAGCUAAAAUUGUUGAUUGUUUUUAACGUGUGAAAACAGCUGCUGUGCCAGCAGCUCAGCUGAUAGAUCUCUGCAGGCUUAUAACUAUAUGAACAUUACUUUUCAAAAUCAUGAGCACUUGUUUGAAUUCCUUUUAAAAUAAUUUCAACCAUCAAAUUCAGGACAUGUAUCAAACUUUAAUCCUCAAGCCGAUUUAGUUGGAAUUUGGCUUUCCUCUCUACAUUGCAACAAAUAUCAUGGGUGGUGCAGUUAGUUCAGGUCAAGAUAAUGAUGAACUGAUUGACAAUCUUAAAGAAGCAGAAUACAUCAAAACAGAUGAAGUGGAACGUGUUUUCCGCAUUGUAGAUCGUGCACAUUACUAUUUGGAGGAAUGCAGGGAAAAUGCAUACAAAGAUCUUGCAUGGAAGAGUGGAACCUUGCACUUGUCUGCGCCUUGUAUUUAUUCAGAGGUGAUGGAGGCUUUGGAAUUAAAAGAAGGUCUUUCAUUUUUAAAUCUUGGGAGCGGAACAGGAUAUCUCAACACAAUGGUUGGAUUAAUGCUAGGUCCGUAUGGUGUAAACCAUGGAAUAGAGCUACACUCUGACAAUGUUCAAUACGCCAUUGAAAAACUUGAAAGCUUCAUCAAAACCAGUAAAAGAUUUGAUGAUAUUGAAUUAUGUGAACCGAAAUUUGUUGUUGGAAAUUGUCUUAAUCUAGCGCCUGAAAACAGAUUGUAUGAUCGGGUGUACUGUGGUGCAGCCUGCCCACCAGAGCUCAAAGACACAAUUCAAAACCUGAUCAAAGUCAAUGGAAUCUUGGUCAUCCCUGUUGGAGAUCAGCUGUUAAAAAUAAAACGAAUCAGCGAAAAAGAUUUUGUCUCUGAUAAUGUGUUGCCUGUUUCAUUUGCGUCUCUAGUUCAGCCAACUCAGGCUCAGAAUAGUGAAAGUUCUAUUCUACUUCCUGAAGUUUCACCUCUGUCUUUACAGUUGAUAUGUCGGGUUGUUAUUCGAAAUGCUAUUAGGCUUACAUUUGAUUUUAACCUUCCUGAAUCUACUGGUAGCAAAAGGAAAUCUCUCAGGCAGACAAGGUUUUUUAACCAUGAAAGUGGGCGGUAUCCCCUUAAUAUCUUACCAACUGCUCGUGGCUUGAUGAUAAUGGGAGCAUUUAACCACAGCGAUGAUGAUGAUGACGACGACGACGAUGAAGAUUACCCACAUAGUGAUGAUGAUCUUUUGGAUCAACAACUUCAGCAUCAUGCCACAGAGAUCAGAAUGGCUAGGGAGAGAGCCAAACAGGCAAUACUGGAUGUGGACUCUGAUCUCUCUGAAGCAGAGGAAGCUGAUUUCAUUCAAAAAGAUAAUUCUCAGUCCAAUGACAUUAAUGGAAAUAAAGAUGAUUUAGAUAUUCUCUCAAAUGGACCAGUUGAUAUCCCAGAAUCUAUGGAUAGUGAGAAUGGGAAUGCAGGGGGUAAUGGUAAGAAGAUAAAUGCAAAAGAAAAACCUGGAGUUAGUGGAACAAAAAUUCAACCCGGUAAAGGAAAAUCUGUGGUGGAAAGGCCCACCAGAGCUAAGAGAUUCUCAUACCAUAAUCCUUAUGAAAGAAUAACAGACAGAAUAUUAAAUAUAAUGGGUUCGGAAAAAGAUGAUCCAUCAACCCUGGUUGGAGUCAAGUCUAAGGCCCCACUACCACCAUGUAAACGGAGCACUUCAUUGUCUUCUGAUGAUGAUGUUGUGGCCCCAAAACUUGGCACUAACUCGCCAGCGAUUCUUGUGACUGCCUCCACUUCUACCACUUCCUCACCUCAGGCUAUAUCAACAUCAUACAGCACAAGCGCGGACACAUCAGAAACCUCAGGUUUUGGUUCACUGGGCGAUGACACUCUUCAUGUUGGGUCCCAACUCUCUGGGCUGGGGUCAUUCAAAGAUGACAUGGAGACCAUUUCGACAGAUGUGGCAUCAUCCUCGUCUGUAGGAGACUAUGGAAACAAACGCACCACAUGGCCCAGGUCUUCAAAAGGGGAGCACACUCUUGAAAAUGAUAAAGCAAGCAAUGAUGAGGAUGACAGCCUUGAUGCAGGAUGGAUGGAUAUUGAUGAUGAGGAUAGUGAUGGAAGUGAAAAGAAGCCUUCAACUACUUGUAAAGAAAAAGUAGUACAUGCAGAAAGCCAUGCCUCCACUGCCCCAGAUUUCACAUUGUAUUUGAAAGAGAAGGUGAAUACAUUACCCAUUCCUACAAAACUAAAAGAAUUCCUUCUUUACUACAGGUAAUUUAGUUACUGUUUUUUUUACACCUUGGUGUACUAUUGAGCAGCUUAUGUUGUUGUACAUAUCCAAUUGUAAAAGCAGCAUCAAGUCAGUCUUUUUUUUUUUUUAAUUUUUUUUUUCAAAUUAUUAUUUUUAAAAACUUACCUUUCAGCAUUGCAGUAAGUUAUUCUUUUCUUAAAACAUUAAACCCGUUACUAUGAGUGAGCCAAUUUCUUGUUUUGAACAUGGAAUGUUUCUUUCUAAAUAAAAUAUAUAAAGUACCAGUUUUACAAAAGGCUAACAAAGUAGGCCCACACUGAAUACUUCUAUAUAUAUAUAUUUUUUUUUUGCAAAUGAUUUUCAAAAAUCACACAGCAAUAAUAAUACUCUGUCAUGAAAACUCUUUCCUUUGUGUAUUUAACUUCAAUUCUUUCAUUUUGCUGUGAAUUAUAAGAAGUGGUGAUCAUAAAAUGUUUUAUAUUUGUGAUUUUAAUUUUCAUGUCUUAUCAUAAUCUUUUGACCUGUGUAUUGAAAUACUACUAUAUAGUAAUUUCAUACUUUAAUGCAGUCAGUACUUGUUGUAUUGGUUAAGAUUUAGUAUUCAGUUUAAAUUGCUUGAAUGUUUUCACUAAAUUUUGUAAAUUACUAAUACAUAAAUAACAUUUCUUUCAAUAUAUAAGAUGUUAGGCUUUUGAUAUAAUUUAACAAUCACCUCCCUCACUUUGUUGCUUUGCGUAGGUUAUUUUGAAUUUGUUGUUCCAUAUCUCAUUAUGUGAAAUAUGGUGUGAUGUGAAUUACAUUUUUGAAAAUUCUCUUUUUAAAUGUACUUAUUUAAACACAAAAUUGGCUAACUAUCUAAAAUCAAGCUUGACCAGAGAUUUUUUGGUUUAAAUUGCACUAUUUUACUGAUACUUUUUAUUAACUGUGUCUUACUUUUGCUGAAAAAGUAGUUAAAAAUGUAGCAUACAAUAUUAUUCUUUCAUGUUUUCUACUUUAUGAUUUUCUUUUCAUAUUUCAAGUUACAUGUCACUCAAGAAAAGUUUAUUUCAAAAUGAUAUAAAGUUAUGUGUGUUUUGUUUUUGAAAAUAUCUCUAUAUUUUUUCAAAUUAAAUAUUGUUUACAAGAAUUCUCUCCCCUCAUCUUUACUGCUGUUGUGUUUUGUAGGCACUUAACAAAACCAGUAAUAAAAUACUUUUAAUUAGUGUUUGCCAAUGCAAACCAUGUAAAUAUGUAAAAAUUUAAUUCUUUCAAAAAAGUCUUUCAAAAUAUUAAAAAUAAUCAAUUAUGUAACAAAACAAAAACUCCAGUUCACAAUGUGGCUAAUGAAAAUAACAUGAUAAAAUGUAAAAAGAAAAUACCUGUAUUCAGCUGUACACAAAAAGCGCCAUAAAAGCUUUUCCUGUGUGCUCUUAUAUGAAAAUUCUGAAUACAGUUUUCAUUCUGAAUUCAAAUAGACAAAA